CUGGGCUGGCCAAAACCAUUCAAUUGUCCAUUCAACUGCUGUUCUCUCGCCCGUUGCGCCCGCUGCCAUCCUCUUCGCCCCCCGAGCCCCCAGGCACGAGAGGUACCAGAGGCACAAGCCGUACUCUAUUUUGCGGCUCCGAGAUCUCAACCGUCCGACCGGUGCCCAUUUGUGGGCGCAAACACGCACUACCCUCCCCUUGUCUGUCAUCUCUAUCGCCCGCCCGGACGCACACAGCAGUACCGCUUUCCAUCUCGUUGCGCCCGCAGCGACGCACCAACCCUUCCCCAAACCACCGCGUUUCCACCAUCCAGAGCUUCAAUCCGCGUCCAGUGUGGAACGCUGCGACGUCACAGCUGCCCGUUUUGCUUGCUUGACAGCCUGGGGUGCUUUGCUGCCAAGCGGCAAUCGCCUCUGUGGUCCCCGUACCCCAGAUUCUCGUCCCAGCUUCUAGAAGAGGAGAGGCAUGGCAGAGAACAUGUCCAUCGACAAGCACGACGCCGUCGACGGCGACACGCCCGAGUCCCGAGGCUCCAGCCUCGAGGCCGACCACCAUGCUUCUGCCAACAACGCCAACAACGCCGCUGGUAAUGCCUCUCAGGAGAACCAGCAGCCCAAGCGCAAGGGCGGCCGCAAGCCCAUCUAUGCCACUUCGGAGGAACGCAAGCAGCGUAACCGACAGGCGCAGGCCGCCUUCCGUGAGCGCCGUACUGAGUACAUCAAGCAGCUCGAGGAGGCCAUUCGCGUCCAUGAGUCGAACCUCCACAACCUGCAGGCUGCUCACCGUACUGCUGCUGAUGAAUGCCUGAUGCUUCGCUACAAGAACUCCCUCCUCGAGCGCAUCCUGCUCGAGAAGGGCAUCGACGUUCAGGCCGAGCUCCGCGCCAAGACUGGCAGCCCUAACCUGGGCCCUACCCAUGUUCCCCAGAACAUGGUACAGCCGCCACCGAUCCAGCGCGCCAUCAUGGGCAGGCACCAAGCUCGGAGAUCCAACUCGAGUAUUGCUCCGAAACUGGAGCCUGGUAUCGGGGCACUACCCCCGCUCCACGCUCACACCUCGACGGCAUCACCCAAGAGCCGCCCGACGCCUUCGUCGCACGCCAACUCGCCCACCGGAACCGCAUCCGUCUUUGGCGGCCCUUCGGCUUCGCACAUCAGCCCUCUGGCGCCCAUGAACCCUGCCACCCGGGCGCACAUGAUGUCGAGCGGUCCCGCUCGCGUCGGUACCGGAGCUCAGUACUAUCCUACGCCGGCAUUCCAGAACCACAUUGAACAGCUUGAGCAAGAAUAUGAUGCUCCGGCUGACAUGGUCGACGACUCGGAGAUGGACACUCCGAGCGGCCCGGGGCCUUACCCCGCGCAGUAUCAAGAUGGCCAACCAUCAAUGGUAACCUCGCCUAACGGCGCACACAACGGCCAUCACGUUACGCAAGGCGAGGCUGUCCAGUCGUCUCAGGCACCACACGGCGCAUAUCCUUCCAUGACUCAGCUUCUCGACAACGGAGGCGACUGGGACCCUUUUGGUCUCAGCGCGAGCAUGGCCUUUCCCACGCAAUUCUCCUUCGACACUAGCAAUAUGAGGGCGGCAUUUCAUGACAGCGUCGAGACGAAUUCUUACGACAGAGCCAACGGCGAUAACGGCUCCCUUAAUUUCCACGGCGAAAUCACUUCUUACUUCACCCGGGAGAAGUUGCGAAAACGACUCUCGAGACACAGAUGA
Molecule: messenger RNA, 1720 nt
Organism: Verticillium alfalfae VaMs.102
Lineage: Eukaryota; Fungi; Ascomycota; Sordariomycetes; Glomerellales; Plectosphaerellaceae
Product: MeaB protein
Exons: 6
Coding region: 479-1720 (413 amino acids)
Cellular component (GO): RNA polymerase II transcription regulator complex
Molecular function (GO): DNA-binding transcription activator activity, RNA polymerase II-specific; transcription cis-regulatory region binding
Source: RefSeq, a predicted model, not a curated record